GCCCGAGGAGAAGGCGUGCCGUGGAGGGGCGGCGCGCCCAGGCGGAGGCCGGGUCUCCGGGGAAGGAGGCGGAGCCGCGGGGGCGCCGGGGUCCCUGGGGCGGCGGAGGCCGGAGCGGCCCUGGCCUCCCGGAGGCCGAGCGUGGCUCCUGCCCGCCGCCCCGCGCCCCCAGUGUUGGGCACUGGGCGCACGUAUCCCUGUGGCUGUGGGCUCUUGCGGCCUCAGGAUGCAGAAGGUCUCAGUGUUGCUCUUCCUGGCCUGGGUCUGUUUGCUCUUCUAUGCUGGCAUCACCCUCUUCACCAGUGGCUUCCUUCUCACCCGUUUGGAACUCACCAACUACAGCAGCUGCCAAGAACCCCCAGGCCCUGGGUUCCUGCCAUGGGGGAGCAGCGGGAAGCCUGGGGCCUGCUGGAUGGCCUCCCGGUUCUCCAGAGUUGUGUGGAUACUGAUAGAUGCUCUGCGAUUUGACUUUGCCCGGCCCCAGCGGUCACACGGGCCUGGGGAACCUCCUGUCUCCCUGCCUUUCCUGGGCAAACUAGGCUCCUUGCAGAGGCUCCUGGAGACUCGGCCCCACCACAGCCGGCUCUAUCGAUCUCAAGUUGAUCCUCCCACCACCACCAUGCAGCGCCUCAAGGCCCUCACCACUGGCUCGCUCCCCACCUUUAUUGAUGCUGGCAGUAACUUUGCCAGUCACGCCAUACUGGAAGACAAUCUCAUUAAGCAGCUCAACAGUGCAGGAAGGCGCAUAGUCUUCAUGGGAGAUGACACUUGGAGAGACCUUUUCCCUGGAGCUUUUUCCAAAGCAUUCUUCUUCUCAUCCUUCAAUGUAAGAGACCUGCACACAGUGGACAGCGGCAUCCUGGAGCACCUGUACCCCACUGUGGACAGUGGUGAAUGGGACGUGCUGAUUGCUCACUUCCUGGGUGUGGAUCAUUGUGGCCACAAGCAUGGCCCUCACCACCCUGAAAUGGCCAAGAAACUUAGCCAGAUGGACCAGGUGAUCCAGGGCCUUGUGGCGCGCCUGGAGAACGACACCCUGCUGGUGGUGGCUGGGGACCAUGGGAUGACCGUGAACGGGGACCAUGGGGGGGACAGUGAGCUGGAGGUCUCGGCUGCACUCUUCCUGUACAGCCCAACGCCCCUCUUCGCCCGUGCGCCACCAGAGGAGCCAGAGGUGAUCCCUCAAAUCAGCCUUGUGCCGACACUGGCCCUGUUGCUGGGCCUCCCCAUCCCGUUUGGGAACAUUGGGGAGGUGGUGGCCGAAGUAUUCUCAGGGGGCAAGGACUCUCAGCCUGACGGCUCUGUGCUAGCCCAAGCCUCGGCUCUCCAUCUCAAUGCCCAGCAAGUGUCCCGAUUCCUUCACGCCUACUCAGCCGCCACUCAGGACCUCCAAGUGACGGAGCUUCAUCGGCUGCAGAACCUCUUCUCCAAGGCCUCUGCUAACUACCAGCGGCUUCUGCAGAGCGCGCCUGGGGCUGAGGCAGCGCUGCAGACAGUGAUUACUGAGCUGCAGCAGUUCCUGCGGGGAGCCCGGGCCGUGUGCAUCGAGUCUUGGGCCCGCUUCUCUCUGGUCCGCAUGGCUGGGGGCGCUGCCAUCUUGGCUGCUGCCUGCUUUCUCUGCCUGCUGGCACCCCAGUGGGCAGCUCCCCCGGCCUCCCCUCCCCGCCCUCUGCUGCUGCCCCCUGCGGCCUGGGCCCUCGCUGGGGCCACUCUGUGUGCUGGGUUAUCGGCAGCGACUGGGCUGAAGCUGGAUCUAGUGGUUCUAGGGGCUGUGGCUGCGGCAGGCUCGCUCCUGCCCUUUCUGUGGAAAGCCUGGGGUAGCUGGCGGUCCAGGAAGGCCCUGGCGACCCUGCUUCCCAUCCCUGGGCCUGUCCUGUUGCUCCUGCUCCUCCGCUUGGCCACCUUCUUCUCUGACAGUUUCGUCGUAGCUGAGGCUAGGGCUACCCCCUUCCUGCUAGGCUCCCUCGUCUUGCUCCUGGUUGUCCAGCUGCACUGGGAGGGCCAGCUGCUGGCCCCCAAGCUGCUCACAGUGCCCCGCCUUGGCUCUUCUACCUCAACAGGCCCCCCACGGCACAGUGGUGCAUGUGCCCUGAGGCUUGGCGUUGGGUUGCUUUUGUGUACAAGGCUAGCUGGACUCUUUCAUCGCUGCCCCGAAGAGACCCCUGCUUGCCACUCCUCUCCCUGGCUGAGUCCUCUGGCAUCCAUGGUGGGUGGUCCAGCCAAGAACCUGUGGUAUGGAGCUUGUGUGGGGGCCCUGGUGGCCCUGUUAGUUGCUGUGCGCCUGUGGCUUCGCCACUAUGGUAAUCUCAGGAGCCCGGAGCCCCCGGUGCUCUUUGUGCGCUGGGGGCUGCCUCUAAUGGCGUUGGGUACCGCUGCCUACUGGGCGUUGGUGUCGGGGGCAGAUGAAGCACCCCCACGUCUCCGGGCCCUGGUUGCUGGGGCGUCUGUUGUGCUUCCUCGGGCUGUGGUGGGGCUGGCUGCUGCGGGCCUCGUGCUGCUGCUCUGGAAGCCUGUGACGGUGCUGGUGAAGGCUGGCACAGGUACCCCAAGGACCAGGACUGUCCUCACUCCCUUCUCAGGGCCCCCCACUUCUCAGGCUGACCUGGAGUAUGUGGUCCCUCAAAUCUACCGACACAUGCAAGAGGAGUUCCGGGGCCGGCUAGAGAGGACCACGGCUCAGGGCCCCUUGACUGUGGCUGCCUAUCAGCUGGGAAGCGUCUACUCGGCUGCCAUGGUCACAGUCCUCACCUUGUUGGCCUUCCCUCUCCUGCUGUUGCAUGUGGAGCGCAUCAGCCUUGUGUUCCUGCUUCUGUUUCUGCAGGGCUUCCUGCUCCUGCACCUGCUUGCGGCAGGGGUCCCCAUCACCACCCCUGGGCCUUUCGCUGUCCCGUGGCAGGCUGUCUCGGCGUGGGUCCUCAUGGCCACCCAGACCUUCUACUCCACAGGCCACCAGCCUGUCUUUCCCGCCAUCCAUUGGCAUGCGGCCUUCGUGGGGUUUCCAGAAGGUCAUGGCUCUGCUACCUGGCUCCCGGCUGUGUUAGUGGGAGCCAACACGUUUGCCUCCCACCUGCUCUUUGCAGUAGGUUGCCCACUGCUCCUGCUUUGGCCCUUCCUGUGUGAGAGCCAAGGGCUGAGGAAGAGGCGGCAGCCUGCGGGGAGUGAGGCCGAGGCCAGGGUUGGGCCUGAGGAGGAGGAGGAGCCGCUGAUGGAGAUGCGGCUCCGGGAUGCACCUCACCACUUCAACGCAGCGCUCCUGCAGCUGGGCCUCAAGUACCUCUUUGUCCUUGGCGUCCAGAUUCUGGCUUGUGCCUUGGCAGCCUCCAUCCUCCGCAGGCAUCUCAUGGUCUGGAAGGUGUUCGCCCCCAAGUUCAUUUUUGAGGCCAUCGGCUUCAUUGUGAGCAGCGUGGGACUUCUCCUGGGCAUAGCUUUAGUCAUGCGUGUGGACGGUGCCGUGAGCUCUUGGUUCAAAAGACUAGUUCUGGCCCAGCAGAGGUAGCCAAGGCUGUGGAUGCUGGUACUCCGCUCCAGGGGCAGCUGGAGAGGAGCCUGGCCUGGCCUGCACAGGCGCUGCAUGACCUGCCAGAGAGGCUGAGCCAUGCCUCUUACGGCCACACAGUCAGGGGCUGCAGGCUGUGGGCUUUAUUUCAGAGUUCAGUUCACAGUGGAGCCUGCUCCGUCUUGCCUGACAAGGCUGCCUCUGAUGGAUGAAGCGGGGGGCCUCCAAAGUGGGAUAAAAUAGUAACGUAAGCACGCGUGCCUGAGGUCUAGGGGGGACACCCUCUUGUCCCAUAAGGGCUGGAAGUGUCAGGCUCUGCUUCCACAAGCACAGACGGGACCGUUCGUCUUCGGCUGGGCUGGCUGGACUUGAGAGCCUCUGGCACGAGGUUGAGCUCACUGCCCCCAUCUCUGAGUGUUCCACCUGCCAUUUCCUUUGCCACUCGACGUUUCUCAAGUUCUUACUGUUCGGCUGGUAGCAGCGGGGACUGAAAAUACAAGCCCAGGCCUCCUGGAGCACACAGCCUUUUCCUGUCUGAGGCCUGAAGCAGUGCGGUGUCCCUGCCUUUCCACGGCCUUUCACUGUACGACACCCUUCGCCCUUCAGGUCUAUGGAAGCCUCCCUAGUGUCCCAACUUGUGCUGCCUUUGUCAGACCCACUCAGCCGUCUUACAGAGCAUUUUGCCUGGUCCCAUUGAUUACUGUUGACUUGAAGCCAAAACUAUGAAUAGAAUGCUUCUCUUGGGUGUUUCCUAUGCCUUAUGUUCACCCUACACUCCAGUGUCAA
Molecule: messenger RNA, 4282 nt
Organism: Chinchilla lanigera (long-tailed chinchilla)
Lineage: Eukaryota; Metazoa; Chordata; Mammalia; Rodentia; Chinchillidae
Gene: Pigo
Product: phosphatidylinositol glycan anchor biosynthesis, class O
Exons: 11
Coding region: 227-3496 (1089 amino acids)
Biological process (GO): GPI anchor biosynthetic process
Cellular component (GO): endoplasmic reticulum membrane
Molecular function (GO): mannose-ethanolamine phosphotransferase activity
Source: RefSeq, a predicted model, not a curated record